Molecule: messenger RNA, 3114 nt
Organism: Sporisorium graminicola
Lineage: Eukaryota; Fungi; Basidiomycota; Ustilaginomycetes; Ustilaginales; Ustilaginaceae
Exons: 1
Coding region: 1-3114 (1037 amino acids)
Biological process (GO): RNA 3'-end processing
Molecular function (GO): nucleotidyltransferase activity
Source: RefSeq, a predicted model, not a curated record
AUGCCCGCACAAUCAGCAUCUUCCAGCGCGUCCCACCCCGCACAGGCGUUGACUCACAGUCCCAAGCAAAAUGGCGUCCAGUCGCAUUUCAACGAUCCCGAAUCCACUACGUCGUACACUUCGUCAACCUAUCUCCCGGCCCAGAUAAGCGCCAGCGUCGCUCCGCUGAUGACCUCACCCAGCCACUCCGCACCCUUGCCAGCAUCGCACCACAACGCCGCCACCUCGAACACUCACCUCAACACCAAGUCAUCUGCUUCGCCGAACGGGCGCAUGAGGUCUCAAACAGCAGCCCAUUCCAACGGUGCAGCGGCCCACUCGAGCUAUAGCGCCAACGCAUCCGACCUCUCGUAUCACGGCUCUCGCAGCAUACGCACAAGUCCACACAUGCGUGGCCUGCCGCAACAAAACCACACGCUGAUCCCAUCUCUCCAAGCUCUGGGAAGCAGUGUCAUUCCGCCAACUGCCAACGCCAGCGUAAACGGCGCAAGUGCUUCCAACGCAGUCACCAGUCCUAGCCAUAGUCAGACACAUUCGGGCCCACAUUGGGAGCGUCACACUGCCGAGCUCACCAACUGCAUCGUCGCCUUCCUCUCGCCCAUCCUUCCCACCGAGGAAGAGUAUCGCAUCAAAGAGGCCACACGACGCCAGCUCGAGCGCCUCGCCAAUCGCGUCAGUCCUGGAGCCAAGCUGCUCGCAUUUGGCAGCAUGGCUAAUGGCUUUGCACUCCGCAACUCGGACAUGGAUCUUUGCUGCUUGAUGGGCAAAGACUCGGAUGGACAGCCCAAAACACAGCACUCCGCUUCUGAGCUCGUAGAGAUUCUAGGCCAACUCAUCCGAGAAGAGACCGACUUUACCGUCAUGCCCUUGCCCAAAGCAAGGAUCCCCAUCAUCAAGAUCAGCCGCUCUCCCACCGUCGACCUGCCGUACGAGAUUGCAUGUGACAUUGGCUUUGAGAACCGCCUCGCCCUCGAAAACACUCGUCUCCUACUCAGCUACGCCAUGGUCGACCCGCAGCGCCUCCGCACUCUCGUGCUCUUCCUCAAGGUGUGGGCCAAGCGUAGAAAGCUCAACUCGCCCUACAUGGGCACCUUGUCCUCCUACGGCUACACCCUCAUGGUGCUCUUUUUCCUCGCGCACGUCAAGAAGCCCGCCGUGCUGCCCAACCUUCAGCGUGUGCCGCCGACGCGCACUAUGAAGCCCGAAGAGAUGGAGCUCAACGGCAACAAUAUCUACUUUUACGACGACGUUGCAGCGCUUCGCAGGGAGUGGAGUUCGCAAAACACCGACAACGUUGGCGAGCUUCUCAUCGACUUUUUCCGGUACUUCAGCAAGGACUUCAGCUAUGCGCGCGACGUAAUCAGCCUCAAGUCCGAGACGGGUCUGCUUUCGAAAGAUAGCAAGAGCUGGAAUGCCGAGCUGUGCAUCGAGGAUCCCUUCCAGAUGGGCUACAACGUCUCGCGCACCGUCACCAAAGACGGCCUUUACACCAUCCGCGGCGAGUUUAUGCGUGCGAGUCGCAUCCUGGCCAACACACGAGGCCAAAAGAUCUCGGUGCUCAUCGCUGAGCUGUGUGAGGAACGCGAGGACAGCCUCAGUCGCGCGCCGGAUGCGCCCGCUUCCAUGCAGCGCUAUCCGUACAACUCGUAUUUAGGCAUGGGCGCUGCGGGCGGCCCCAGCUAUUACGCUUCAGGCGCUACCGGAGCGCGCCAUUAUCGCGACACGUAUGGCACGAAUCGACGCUACGACGCGAAUAGCAUCAGUGGUUUCGGAGGCAGCUUCGCCUUUGAGCAAAUGGCACGCGGGCUCAGUCAAGGUGUCGCUUACCCGCCUACGGCUGCGAUGUUGGCGCCCCUAUCACGUACACAUGGUCUGAGCCCUAAGCCUCAGCCUCCGCGCUUCGCAGCGUCGAAUGCGCACGGUGCGGAAGCAGGAGCGUUGUUCAGCUCGGCUCAGAGCGAUUCGGGUGGUUAUGCACCGCUCGAUUUCACGCGUGCCAGCAUCGGCCACGCGUCGGCACGCACUUCCCCUUCCUUUAAACACGCUGUGCCUGCUGGAUUCCACUCGACCAACGGACCCGGUGCUCAGGAGGCAUUCGCAUACGGUGCCGAGAUCAGCUUUGGUGCACCUUCAGUGGCUUCUACGCGCGACGAUUUGGGCAACACCCCGCGCGGUAAGACGUCGCGCUCGUUUUCAGAGACGCUGAACCGAUCCAAGUCACUGCCUCGUGCUGCUGCUCAUGCUAAUGCUGGUCACCAUCGUGCGCACGGAGGUGCUGCUACCGCCAGUGCUGGUGCAUCUGCCUCGUUGGCUCCAUAUACGCAUGCGACAGGACCAGUGGCGGCACCUGCGCAUGCCACGUACUACGAGUCAGGUUCGCCGCGGUCGCUUGCGCCGACAGAGCUUGAGUCGCAAAUGGCUUCGCUCUCGGUACAGCAAGCGGCACCCUCGUCAGGGCUGGCUCCGCGCAGACUGUCCAGCUCGAGCCGCGCUUCGUCUUCAGCGCACUUUGACAGCAACAGCGCCAGUACGCUGCAAUGUUCAUCUGCAAGCUCGCCGUGGUCGCUGGGACCGGCUGCUGUGGAAGGCAGACGCCCUUCUCAUCACCAACAGCAGGCCGACACGCAUGCGCUGGUGCAAGAGUAUCUGCGUCGCGCAGCUCAGCUCGGUGCAGAUCCGACGCUGCCGAUCAACACUGACAAGCUUGCAUUCCGCGUACAUGAGGAUGCUGGAGCUGGAGCUGAGCAGGGCGACGACGAGCACGAGACGGGAUCGGUGAUCAGCGAAGCGACACUCGACGAGCUGGCGCGGCUGUCGGAGUUCGAAGAUGUCGGAUCGUCGACUGCGUCGCCCGAGUGGCGGGCUGUGGAUGCGGGUUGGUCGCAAAAGCAACACCCAGCACAAGCAGCAGCAGCAAGUGCCGACACGGCGCCUUCGCCACCACGAAGCUCGUCGUUGCGCCUGCCAGAGUCCAUCCUGCAACACGCAAAGAUGCGCCGGAAGGCGCAGCAGCAUGCGGAAGCGGCGGCGGCGGCUGCAGCGGCGGUCUCGAGUGGUAUUGCUAGGAAGGAACGGGAAACCAGCACCGCGUCGGGCGGUACAAAGACAAAGUAG